AUGGACGAAGACGACGAAUUCGGAGAUCUCUACACCGAUGUCCUCCAGCCUUUCUCCAAGUCCGCUCUCCCGCCGCCACAGCCGCUGCUUCAGCUCCAGCCGAAACGGCCUUCUCCUCCGCCGCCGCCGCCCGCGUCGUCAUCCGUCGAUCUCAAUCCCGACGAUGAUGACGAGAUUCUGUACGGCGCAUCGGGGCGUGCUGAUCAAACCCUAGUGAAUUCCUCCCCCAAUUCGAGGCCCGAUGGGAAGCUCUCGGUCGUGGUCGGCGGCGGUUCCGAUUCAAGAUUGGGGAAUAAUAAGGGUUCUGAGGCGAGGGAGGUUUCAGCCGAUUUUCAAUCCGGGGAGCCGGAUAAUGAUGUCGAUUUUGAUAUCGAGGAAGGUGGGGAUGCUGGGGGUCUGCUCAUUCCCGGACUUGGGGUUGAUACGGUGGAGGACUCGAAGCAGAAUGGAGCGGCGGCGGGUGAUGAUGGCAUGGGUGGCAGCGGCCGAGGUUUUAAGGAGGGGGGAGGUGACGAGUGGGAAGAAGAAGACAGUGAUAGUGAAGACGAUUUGCAGAUAGUGUUGAACGAUAACGGGCCGAUGGGAAUGGAGAGAGGCAUGAUGGGCGAUGGAGAAGAAGACGAUGACGACGGCGACCCUUUGGUGAUUGUGGCAGAUGGAGCCCCGAACCAGGGAAUGGAGGAGCCGGAUUGGGGCGUCGGAGAUGAAGCGGCGGCUGCUGCUGGGGGAGAAGGAGGGGACAGGAAGGAAGGAGGAGAGGCAGCUGGGAAAGGAAAUGCAAUGGUGACUGGGGCGAAGAUUGGAUAUAACAAUCUCGGAUAUCAUCACACAUUUCAUUCCCCGUUUAAGUAUGUGAGACCAGGUGCAGCACCAACGCCAGGUGCUAUAACUGGUCCUUCUGGAGCACCUGGUCAGCUUCGCCCUCCGAUCAACUUAGUUUCUAUGCCAGGUCGGGGCAGAGGUGAUUGGCGACCAAUGGGUAAUAAAAGUGGCCCUCCAAUGCAAAAGGGCUUUCCGGGUUAUGGUGGAUGGGGCAACAACAUGGGUGGGCGUGGUUUUGGUGGAGGACUGGACUUCACUCUUCCUUCUCACAAGACGAUAUUUGACGUUGACAUUGACAACUUUGAGGAAAAGCCUUGGAAAUAUCCGGGUGUUGAUAUAACAGACUUCUUCAACUUUGGGUUAAAUGAAGAAAGCUGGAAAGAUUAUUGCAGACAGCUGGAACAACAUCGGUUAGAGACUACCAUGCAAAGCAAAAUCCGUGUUUAUGAAAGCGGGAGGGUUGAGCAGGAAUUUGAUCCUGAUUUACCCCCAGAAUUAGCGGCAGCAACUGGCGGCCAUGAUGUUUCAGCUGACAAUUCAAAUAUUGGAAAGACAGAUUUGGCCCAAAGUGACUUAGCAAAAGGAUCUGCUCGUGCUCGGCCACCUAUACCAACUGGUAGGCCAAUACAAGUUGAAACCGGUUUUGGUGAGCGCCAACCCUCCAUUGACACCCGGCCCCCUCGUCUUCGUGAUUCUGAUGCAAUCAUUGAGAUUCAACUGCAGGGCUCACUAGAAGAUGAUUCAUCCUCAGGAAAUGAUGCUGGAGAUGGGGAGAAUCCAGGAGGCAACAACAGAGGUAGUCGGGUGCCUGAUGACCAUGAGGUGACAGCGCCAAAAGCAGAAGACGAUUUUGAUGAUCUCUUGCAUGCUCAUCCCAAUAUAAAAGGUGCAAGAAAGGCUCCAUAUGGUGAUAAGGACACUGAUAGAGAUGGACCUCGUGCCUCUCAAUCUGACACACCUAGUCGAUAUCGUCCCAGUUCUAGGGGCCACGCUCCUAUCUAUCCUGGUGGAGAUGUGGGCACUUCUUAUGAGGAGAGGCGGAAACAAAGAACGGAUGAUAGAUCCCCUCUUUUGAAUUCUACUAGAAGUGCAGACGAAGAGUCGGUUGAAAGCAUGGGUGGCGACGGCAGGCAUAGUAGUCAGCAGUUAUCGUCUCCCAUCAAUGGCAGGGAUGUAAGAGAGUUGAGCGUUGAGGACAAGGAUGCUGAUGAUGGUGUGGGUGUGGGUGACUCCUUACCAGCUGCAGGAAGCCCUGGAAUAGCUAACGAUGAAAGUAGGCCAAAUGACGUUGUUAAAGAUAGAAGUAAAUAUCAUUCCAAAAAGAAACAGAGAGUGGAGCGUGCCUCUAGUGAGAUACCACUCCAAGAAGCCGAUGCUCGGGAGGAGGACUCGAAAGCUGCUAGGAGCAGUGAAAACAGUAAAGCAAAGUCCAGUGGUAGUAGCAAAGACUAUCAUCAGAAAUGGCAGGAUGGUGUUGACGAGGAAGUUGCUCAAGGUGGCGGGAGAUCUACAUCUACACGGUCUGGCAGCAUCAGGAGGCAUCCUAAAGACAUGGAUGGAAGACAAGAUAAAGAAAGAAGUCGUGCUUUGAGUAAAAGCAGGGAAGGGUCCUAUACUCGUAGAGACUUGGAUCCUAGCAUUGUAGACCAUCACUUGCAGUCCAAAGGCGAGGGCUAUUAUCGUAGAAAGGAUCGAGAUAAUCUCGAUGGAGCAUGGCAACAACGGAGAGAGGAAGACUCGAGUCUUCAUAGCAGGAAGACUAAACCCGAAGAGAUGAAGAAAAGGGAACAUGGAGAUGAAAUGGGAUCAUCCAGGAACAAGAAGGUUCGAGAAACGGAGAGGAGUGAGAAAGAUGAACAUUUGAUCUCGAGGAAGCAACUGGAUAAUGGCAACUACAGAGCUCAUUAUGAUACUAAGGAUGGCGGCGGGACUAGGCACAGGGGAAGAGAAAAUACUGUGAAGCAUAGAUAUGAAAUUUCGGAGGAUUACCAUAGCAAACGAAGGAAGGAUGAGGAAUACAUAAGAGAAGAGAUGCUGCAUGCCCACAGAGAAAGCAGUAGUAGCCAUAGAAGAAGGGAGAGAGAUGAUCAGCAGAGAAUCCCCCGGGAUUCCAUUGAAGAUUACCAUUCAUCUAGUAGGCAUAAUAAGGAUGAGGCAUGGCUCUCACGAGAGAGGAGUGAUAGACCGAGGGAAAGAGAAGAGUUAUUGUAUAGACCAAAACAAUCUACCCACGAAGAGCAUUUUUCAAAAAGAGAGAGGGAUGAUGGGGGGCGAGGUUCUGUGACUGUGAGGAGUGGCCGGGGGAGUGAUGAGAAAGCAUGGAUUGGCAAUGCUCGAGGGAAAGACGAGUACUUUGCUAAAGAUGCUGUUCGGAAUAGUGAACAGUCAAAGAAGAGGGAACGGGUGGAAGAUGUACGAGGAGGAAACCAAGUUAAUAAUAAGGACAGAAGAUCAUCGAGGCAUGAGAAGGAGAAGUCGAGUGCUCGAACAGAACGUGCUGUUGAUAAUCCUGAUACAAAGAGAUCAUCAGACAAAAAGCCUAAAGAAGGGAUCAGGAAGCUCAAGGAACCGGAGGGUGGAGAUCAUGGGUCACUGGGAUCUUCCAUGAGAAACCGAGAAGACAAGACUAGUCAAGCUAAUAACUCGGAGGUGAAUGGUGGCAAUGAUUGCCAAAAUGAGAACAAUCAGAAUCCAGUGCAACGGAACUCCUCAAAAGGAAAUAAAGAAGAUGCAUCAUCAGAUGAGGAACAACCGGACUCUAAAAAGGGACGCUCAAAACUGGAACGAUGGGCAAGUCACAAAGAGAAGGAGUUCAACACGAACAACAAGUCUGCACCAUCUGCGAAAUCAAAAAACGGAGAUAGGAACGACAAUGGCUUGCCCUCUGAGAGAGUUCAGUCCGUCGAAAAGCAGCACGCAGUCGUGGAAGAUAAGGAUGGCGGCUGCGAGAAUACAGAGAACAAAGAUGGAGACAAGAAGCAGUUAGACGACCGCCACCUGGAAACAGUCGAGAAGUUGAAGAAAAGGAGUGAGCGGUUCAAGCUCCCUCUGCCUGUUGAAAAAGAUGGGUCGACAGGCAAGAAAAUAGAGACCCCUGAGGCAGUGCGGCCAGUGCCUCCAGUUAAUAAAAUCGAGCCGGUUGCUGAUGCAGAGGUCAAACCUGAGCGUCCUGCUCGGAGAAGAAGGUGGGUAGGGAACUAG
This is a messenger RNA of Linum trigynum, 4023 nucleotides long. Lineage: Eukaryota; Viridiplantae; Streptophyta; Magnoliopsida; Malpighiales; Linaceae. The record is from the annotation of a GenBank genome assembly.